UCAAGAGCAGCUGUGCGAUUCAGAUCAUGGAGAAUUUUCUCUUCUCUCUGGAAAGCAUUAUUGCCAAUUGGCUGAGCUCCUGCUCUUUAUCUUGGGAGUCUGAUAUCAUCUUAGGCUUCCUUUGCGGACUGGGGCUCUAUAUCGUGAUACUUCGCUUCCUCAACAGUAUUCCAUCCUUCCCACUGCCUAGGAAAGACAGAAACACCAGGAAGCCACAAAUGCAGUGGAAGGCGAGGAAGAGGAGCAGAAAGAAAUACCAAAUUUGGAAAGCUUAUAAAGAAUGCCUGAAAGAACUGGAGGAAGCUAAAAACCUGGUUUUACUUCUACAGAGUCACCUGGAGAAGCAUCCUGACAAGGGCGAAUUUCAAGACACCAAAGCAGCACCUGCCGGAGCCCAUAGGUCAUGUUUAAAAGAUCCUGCUCCUGCCGUGACCACCACCAGGUCAGUGAACCAUAAAGAAGAUAAAUUCAUUUCAAUGAAAAUCCCACUGGACGCCAUCCUAAAGAGCUCACCUCCAGGUGACAAAGGGAACUCCUGUGUGGCAUCUCCAAUGCCAGCCAUGGCAGGGUUGGGCCUUACCAACUAUCCCUUUUGGCUGUGGUCCUGGUGGUGGGCAACUACCAAGGCCUUGUUCUUCCCCGCCUCCUCCAGAUGCAAGCCCCAGCCGCAGCACCUGCCCCAACAUCUGUCAGGGACCUCCUUCUGGGGAGGCCCAACAAGCACUCAUGUAGAGAUUGGUAGACCCUCAUUUAUAGACCCUGACGUUCAGAGGCUGCUGGAAAUUUUAAUUAGCAAAAGAGCACAACUGAGUAUUUGGAAAGAAAAUCAUGGGUCAUUUCAAAAACAAAAAAGCUCAGUUUACCACCUGAAUUUUUUGGAGGACAUUACAUUCUCCCCACUCCUCCAAAACAAGGAAGAAAAAGUGGAGCAAUUGUCCAAUCAUCAGCAUCUCUCUUAUAUGCAAGACAUAGGGGACUAUUUACAUCAGAAAUGCAGUUGCUGGGGUCUUCCCUCCCUGCACAGUGAGUCCCUGGUGGCCUUGCUCAUGGGUAGCACAUCUCAACCCCAGGCUUCCUUUAUUUUAUUCAAUGGAAAUUCUAAUUGCUUUCCACAUACCAAUCAGCCCAUCACGCCUUCGAAUCUUUCCCAGGCCGUAUUCAGACCUCACCCUGGGGUCCAGAUACAAACUUUGGCUGGAAACUUCCUCCAAUCCCAGCCCCGAUCUUUGUCUCAGGAUCAGACCCAUCAUAUACCCCAUCACCCAAUUCAGCCACAGAUUAGGUACUGUGGGGUAUCUAGUCCUACAGACCAGAGCAAGGCACAAGCCUUUAUCCCAACUGACAUUCAGUGUCAGGAAUGGUCCGUGUGGCAGACACAGCUACAAAGAAUGUCUUUAUCCCCUGAGGUACAAAACUCUGAACAACUGUUUAGUCAAGUCCCUCCCAGGCUUUCUGAGGACAGCUACGCCUUCCAGGCCCACAGUGCAGUGUGUGUCCCUCACGGGGAUCUUGUCAGGGGAAAUCGCCAGGCAUCACAUCUCCAGGAGUGGCUGCUCAGAGGUGACCAUCAGGAUGGCCUGCCCCACAGAUUCCAGGCUGUGGAAUCAAUGCAGCCUCAGGGACAACUCCCAGGGGAGUUCCCCGCCCUGGGCAGCCAGCAGCCCUCAUUGUCACCCAUGUCGUCAUACAAAAAUUGUUGGGCUGCACAGGAGAUAAGUUGCAGUUUCCCCAGGAAGUCCUACAGGAAGAAUCGACUUAGGAUCCUACAAAACAAGAAAUUAAACAAGGGUCUAGGUCUGAGUCUGAGGAGGAUCUCCAAAGACGAAAGCAAAGGCUUGGUUAAUUUCAUAGUGAAAGUUUUGCUACUUAUCUCUGAGGAGCUGCAAAGACACCCAGCGAGGCCGUUCAUCAGUAGCUUAGGAAGUUGCUCAUCCAGGGGCCCAGAGGGGAAACAGUUAGAAAAAGUCUUGAAAGCCCAUUUGGGCAAGAAGCGAGGGCAGGUCACCGAGGGUUUGAUCCCGGUCAGUGUGCGUAGAUCCUGGCUUGCCGCCAACCUGGCUUCAUCCACACACAACACUGAGAGGGACCCCAUAAAGCUAGCACCCUUGAAGGGUCGGGCAAGCUGCCUGAACACCUCCCACAAGCUUCCUUUCCUCAGUCCACGUGCUCGACAGGAGCUGGAAGCACAUAUGAUCAGGUUUCGGGUAAGGCAGAAAUGGGGCUCUUACCCCCAGCCCUUUGAGGCCAUGCAUAUCAAGGAAUAUGAGGCUAAACCAAUGUCCGUUCCAAGGCCUGGCUCCCCCAACAUAGUCACUUGUGAAUCACGGACACAGUCUAAAGACAAUUUGGCUAACUCCUUGGGAAAACCUCCUCAGGCCUGUCUGGAAGAAAAGGUUUUAACUAAAGAGUCAGUUUCCACCCCCAUUCCGGUGAGCCCCUCCUCUUCUCCCUCCUCUGUGAGAGAAGAAACCCAGAAAGCCCUGGGAGGGACCCCACCUGACCACGACCAAGGUCUGUCAAAGGUUCUUCUGACUGGAGAAGAGAACAGGCCGCCCAUUAAGACAUCAGUCCCCAGCCCCGUUAGCAGUUCUGGGCAGAGCGAGACUGUGCUGGAGGCUGAGAUGGGAAACCCAGCGCCCACUCCAAGUACAGAAAUGACUACAAAUAAACUGAACGAGGAGACCGGGGAUCCAAUCACACAAGAACUGCCCCAGAAGAUAGCAGCACUGAAGAGGAACUUAGAGGCCAAAUCUACGAAGGUCAAAGAAGACUUGAAGUUGAUGGAGACCAAGGAAGCCCCUGCCUGGGAAGUCAACUUAGGCCCCAGCGAGCCAGACAGCGCCCCAACUGGUGAUGUGAAUGUGAAGAAUUCACCGUCUUCCAGGUCCAGUAAUACCAUCUUAUCACCUAUUGCAUGUAAUACCCCAAAUCCAAAAGAGCCACACCUUAAAACAGUGACUGCCAGUAAGUUUGAGAUCCCAGGGAAAGUUGUUUCAGAGAAACAGCCUCAAGUCCAUGCCACUGAAGUUCUCCCUAAAGACUCCUGCACUGAGGGGCUCCUACUAGAUUACGGCACAGGUGUGCUCCUCCCAGGCUGUACCACCACCGUGCUCCUCCCAGACUCUCGCACAAAUGUGCUUCUUGCUGCAAAUACCUUGUCCUCUGCAAAGUCACUGUGUGAUAUCCAGGAAGAAAAUGGUAGUGGAGACACACCAGCACCUCAGGAGACAUUAGACUCUGCACAGAGAGGACAAGGCAGCCAGGAGCAUCAGGAGCCAACAAUACCAAAAGUUAAGGGCGAGGAUGAAAGGAAGACACAGACCUCAACUGGUGAGACAGUGCAUGAUGACACCCCAACUGAUGAAAGGGAGGAUGUCCUUAGCCCAAUUGAUGAGGAAGAGAAGGACAGCAAGCCCAAAUCAACAAAGCAGGAAAAACAUUCUCCAGAAGAGAGGACUUCCCAAACCAAUGAGAUAAGCCACCCUGCUCAGGUCGGGGAAACGGAAAAAAUCCAGGGGAGCAAAACCCUCUUGCCAGAAAAGGAAUUAAUUUCUCCAGAAAGCUACCUUCGAAAAAGAAUGCGGCACUUUCUGGAGUGUCAGAAACGCAAUAAAAAAGACAAAGGGCAGGAAGAGCACCUUCAAAAAGCCAAGCCUGCACCAGCCACUGGCCAGAGCCAGGAGGGAAUCAAAAGAAGGUUGACAACACACAGAGCUAUGGAAGUGCAAAUGAUUGCAGCAGCUGUGGGACACAUUCUGGUGGAGAAAUUGGGACUAUCCCAAGGAAUUCGAGCUUCAGAGGUAAAGCAAGACAAAGAACAACGUCAGGUCGCAGUAGGUCGGCAUUCCUGCUGCCACAGCACUCUCACCCUCCCAGCGCAACAAAGAGUGAUGAGAGACACAACAUGUAGUCAUCAAGCAACACCCCAGGGACACAGUUGUCCUAUCAGAAAAGGGGCAGUGAGACACAGGGUCUUGUCACCCAGAGAGCAAGGGUCUCCAGCUAGACCUGGCCAGCACAGGCCAAGGGAGGCAGGGCCCUGUGACCACAUUCACCAUUCCCCAACAAUCCGGCUUGUGAACCGUGUCUUGUCUGGACCACCAGCACGUGCUUCUCCUGUCUUUACCGACAGGAAAACAAUUCAAGAAAAUGUUCAGUACAGGCGGAAAUCUUUCUUUCCUCAUAAUUGUACAUCUUCUCUGUGCUAGUGACCUUUUAUCAGGACAUUUAUUUCAUAAAAUAUAUGUAUG
This is a messenger RNA of Talpa occidentalis (Iberian mole), 4250 nucleotides long. RefSeq names its product spermatogenesis-associated protein 31E1-like. The record is from RefSeq and is a predicted model, not a curated record. NCBI's taxonomy places the organism in Eukaryota, Metazoa, Chordata, Mammalia, Eulipotyphla, Talpidae. The transcript is spliced from 4 exons. The coding region runs from base 27 to 4208 and encodes 1393 amino acids.